This is a messenger RNA of Schistosoma rodhaini, 2275 nucleotides long. The record is from the annotation of a GenBank genome assembly. NCBI's taxonomy places the organism in Eukaryota, Metazoa, Platyhelminthes, Trematoda, Strigeidida, Schistosomatidae.
UACAGAUUGAGGUUAUAGCAUAUUCAUAUUAGUCGUCAAGUCAUUUCCAAUUAUUGAAAUAUCUAACAUCACUCGAAUCAAAUUAUUGAUCAUGAUUAUUAUACAAGGUUAUUAAUAUAGCGUGAUCACCCCCCUAGUCAUUUAGUCUAUAAUCACAAAUGGUAUGAUUUGAAUGUGUGUAGGUUAUCAUAUAUAUGGAUAUAUAUAUAUAUAUGUAGAUAUGUAUUACCUAACAACAAAAAUGAAUUAUUCAAUGAGGUCCACAAUCAUUUUUAUAUUUAUAUGGUCAUCAGUUUAUACAGAACCUAUUCCUCUUAGUAAAAUUCAUCUAAAUCAUGAUGGAAUGUUCAUGGAUCAUCUUGGAUAUAUUAAACUGUUUAGAGGAUUUAAUAAUGUUCAAAAAUAUUUUCCAUGGUAUCAAGAAAAUGCAUGGAAUAUUACACAGAUAAAAAUGUUUCAAAAUUGGGGUUUAAAUGUUAUACGAUUAGGUAUUAUGUGGAGUGGAGUAAAACCGAAUAUAUCCAUAGUGAACACGACAUACUUAAAUGUAAUGGAAAGCCUGAUUGAUUUAUAUGCUGAACAUGGAAUAUAUGUGAUCUUGGAUAUGCAUCAAGAUGGUUUAUCAAGUCGAUAUGGUACUUAUGAUGGUAUACCAUUAUGGUUAAUUAAUCAAUUUAAAAGACCACCAACCAUUUUGCAAGAACCUUGGCCAUAUAAAAAGUUACCAAAUUGGGAAGGAGCAUAUUAUUUAACCUAUGAAUGCUCUGAAGGUGCACAACAAUUAUAUGAGAAUGUAUCAGGUGCUUGGAAUCAUUGGGGUGAUUUUUGGGAAAUAGUAGCAAAACAUUAUGGAAAAAAGUCGAAUGUACUUGGUUAUGAUUUGAUUAAUGAACCUCCACCUGGAAAUUUUUAUACUAAUCCAUUAAGAGGGUUUCCAGGUUAUGCUGGUCGAUAUAAUCUACUACCAGUUUACGAUUAUGUUGUUGAGAGAAUACGUAAAUAUGACAAGUCAACAUUGAUAUUCUAUGAACCAGUUACAUAUGGUAUAUUUACUCCUCUAAGCACCUCAGGAUGGUUAGGGACUGGAUUUGGACGUGUUCCUGGAGCGAAUCGUGACAACUCAUCACCGAGUAAAAGUGUUUUGUCUUACCAUUAUUAUUGUUGGAUACUACAGAGUGAUUAUCCGAACUCGACAAUGCCUUUGUGGAAGAAAGUGUUAUGUGAUUCGUUCCUCUUACCAACUGUGAUUUCCAAUGUCAUUAAAGCAACAAAAACAACUGGAGGUGGUAGAUUUUUAACUGAAUUUGGCUUGUGUGGAGAUGAUGGAAAUCCAUCUAGUGUCAAUACACUAGAAUGUAAUGCGGUAUUGGAUGAAGCUGAUAAACAUUUUGAAUCAUGGACAUAUUGGGAUGGACACUUUAUAGAUAAUGCAGGAAAUCCUAUUCAAACUCAGUUUGUAGCGAAUUUAUUGAAUAUAACUGACGACACAAGACCUUUGCAGCACGAAUGAAAACAAGCGUUUAUCUACAAUGAUGGCAAAUCUUUGAGAACUGAAAUGUCCACGUUAUAUAUCUUGUGCUAUAUUAGCUCAACCGAAUCGUUCAGAAGGUGUCACUCAGUUGUUUACUGUAGAAUAAUACAUCGCGUAUGUGCCACAACACUCAGUUUGAUAUGGUCUGCAGUGUUGACAGUUGAAUAACUACCAUAAAAGCCAACAAGAACAUAAGAAUAAUUGUUUGAAACCGAGUGAAUGUGAUGACCGAUUUGCAUAUGCACGAAUAGUUCGAAUAGCUCGUAAUCAGUAUGAUCCAAUAUACUAUUUCUUACUGUUCAUCAUUCUCACAUUUUCUCCCUCACAUCCACAGGUACGGUCUUUCAUUCGUCCCUAUCCACAGUCAACAAAUGGGAGAUUUGUCAAGCAACAUUUCAAUCAUGAAACUGGAGAAUAUAGUUUCUCCUUCAUUACAAACCAACUGAGCAAUCAGUACAGUGAGAAACAGAAUUUGAUUGCAGAAAUUUACAUACCAUUAUCUGUACAUUAUCCAAAUGGAUAUUCAAUCAAUCUGAAUCCAAACAAUUUAACUACUGAAUUGAAGGGAAAUAUAUUGUCUAUAUACUUGUCAACUGAUCUAAGGAAUGAACCUGUGCAUGUUGAAAUGGAGAUAGUUAGAAAAUAACUCAACUUGAAUGUGACUUGACAAACUAUCAUUGUCAUUAUUCAAACGACUACUUGUCAACAACAUUUAAAUAAACAGUAUAAAUAUAAUUUUAUACC